Polyodon spathula (Mississippi paddlefish) is the source of this 5252-nucleotide messenger RNA. RefSeq lists its product as uncharacterized. The coding region runs from base 203 to 2593 and encodes 796 amino acids. The transcript is spliced from 18 exons. Lineage: Eukaryota; Metazoa; Chordata; Actinopteri; Acipenseriformes; Polyodontidae. The record is from RefSeq and is a predicted model, not a curated record.
CAGAAGAGAUACAUUACUGAGGACAUGCACGUUUAUUAUUAUUACUUUAUUUAAAAAAAAAAUAAUAAUAAACAAACAAACAAAAAAAACCUUCAGUUAACAACCUUUUGUCAUUGGGUUAUAAGGAUGGGUUUUGUGAGUCCAGUUAAAAACCAGUUGAUUUUUACUUGAGCUGAGAUAAGAAGUUUUUUUCAGAUCCAAAAUGGAUAAUGGCAGUGAACCAAAACCACCGGAUAGCAAAAAAAAGAUGUAUUUUUGUGAUACUUGCAGUGUGUCGUGUACAAGUGCUUGUGAUUUUAAUCAACAUAUGACGGGCCGUAAACACAGAUCGCGCAACCCAGGAGAGAAGAAACCCAGCGGGAUCAUAAACACCACACAACACAACCCAGCAGAGAAGAAACCAAGCGGGAUCACAAACACCACACAACACAACCCAGCAGAGAAGAAACCCAGCGGGGUCAUAAACACCACACAAAACAACCCGGCAGACAAGAAACCCAGCGGGAUCACAAACACCACACAAAGAGUGAAACUCUGGAAGGUGCAAAAUUCGAACCCCCUGGAGCCGUUAAUUCAAAUUGGGCAUGACGAGCCUAUUAUUGGUCUGCAGCAUGUGGUUGAGUUCCGUUACCCCAAUAAUGAGUUCCCUCCACAUUACUUAUGCAAGCUGUGUAAUGUCAAAGCAAGCAUUGACAUCAUUGUUUGGCACAUCACUAGUAUGAAACAUCGCAACAAAUAUAUGAAAUUGAAACCUGCUGGUAUGAUCCCUGAGGAUGACUUGGGAGAUUUACCACUGAACAGGAAAAUCCGAAAGAAGGCAAAGUUUCUUGAGCAGUUGGAAGGAAGGGGUGUAAUGAAGGUGAAAAUGUCAAAACGAAGUCCGCCUUUUAAAAAUUCAAACCCAGAACCAGGUUGGAGAUUUCCUAAUGUUGGCCCACCUGGUAUGAACCCCAAUGAUGUCCCUCCUGGAAUGAACCCCAAUGAUUUCCCUCCUGGAGCGAACCCCAGUGAUUUUCCAUGUGGAGUGAACCCAAAUAGUGUCCCUCCAGGAAUGAACCCCAAUGAUUUCCCUCCUGGAGUGAACCCCAAUGAUUUCCCUCCUGGAGUGAACUCCAAUGAGUUUCCACGUGGAGUGAACUCCAAUGAUUUUCCACGUGGCGUGAACCCCAAUAAUGUCCCUCCUGGAAUGAACCCCAAUGAUUUUCCACGUGGAGUGAACCCCAAUGAUUUUCCACAUAGAGUGAACCCCAAUGAUUUUCCACGUAGAGUGAACCCCAAUGAUUUUCCACGUAGAGUGAACCCCAGUGAUUUUCCACGUGGAGUGAACCCCAGUGAUUUUCCACGUAGAGUGAACCCCAGUGAUUUUCCACGUAGAGUGAACCCCAAUGAUUUUCCACGUGGAGUGAACCCCAAUGAUUUUCCACGUGGAGUGAACCCCAAUGAUUUUCCACGUAGAGUGAACCCCAAUGAUUUUCCACGUAGAGUGAACCCCAAUGAUUUUCCACGUAGAGUGAACCCCAAUGAUUUUCCACGUGGAGUGAACCCCAAUGAUUUUCCACGUGGAGUGAACCCCAAUGAUUUUCCACGUGGAGUGAACCCCAAUGAUUUUCCACGUAGAGUGAACCCCAAUGAUUUUCCACGUGGAGUGAACCCCAAUGAUUUUCCACGUGGAGUGAACCCCAAUGAUUUCCCUCCUGGAGCGAACCCCAAUGAUUUUCCACGUGGAGCGAACCCCAAUGAUUUUCCAAGUGGAGUGAACCCCAAUAAUGUCCCUCCUGGAAUGAACCCCAAUAAUUUCCCUCCUGGAGUGAACCCCAGUAAUGUCCCUCCUGGAAUGAACCCCAAUGAUUUUCCUCCUGGAAUGAACCCCAAUGAUUUUCCACGUGGAGUGAACUCCAUUGAUUUUCCACGUGGAGUGAACACCAGUGAUUUUCCAUGUGGAGUGAACCCCAAUAAUGUCCCUCCUGGAAUGAACCCCAGUGAUUUCCCUCCUGGAAUGAACCUCAAUAAUACCCCCUCCGGAGUGCCCCAUGGAGAUCUUUCUGCUGGCAUGCCCCAAGGUGAUAUUCCUUUGGUGCACCCUGAUGCUUUUUCAAGUAGAAGGUACACGGAUUACCCUGGAAGAAGAUAUCCUGAUGAAUUUCCAGUUGUCAGUUUUCGUGAAGGCAGCCCUCUUAGAGGGGAGAGGAUGAGACCGGAAAUGAGUGACUUUGAAGCUGGAGUGAGAAGUGAAUUUGAAACACUCAUCAGAAGACAAAGAAUGGACCAUAUGGCUCAGAUGGAUGUUAAUGAAGUCUACAAGAGAACUCUUGAAGGGAGCUCCACAGAUUCUACAGUCUUUGAAACUCUGGAAAAAUUUCGUAUAGAAACUGAGGACGACGCACAGAUGGUUCUGAAGAUCACACAGAAGCUGACUGACAUACUGAUGGAGUAUCGGCUGAGGAGUUUUUCAGCGCCUGAAAGCAAUGAGCAGCCCUCUGGUCCUCCGGAAUAUCCUCCGAUGAGAAUGUCUGGGAGAGAUGGCUACCAAGGUCCAUCUGGGUAUCCUGAUGAAUGCUCACCUCCUUUCAGGAGCUCGUCAGGGAGGAGCUGAAACACAGUCCCUGUUCUGAGCGGACAGAAUCAGAAACACCCUGUUUUACUGCAGCAAAAUUCACAUGGAUUUCAGUUGUUCCAAGUAAAGGCAACGAAGAAGUGAAUACAAGGGAAUAAUUUCUGCCACUUUUUAAACAACAUUUACUGUAUUUGCUCAAUAUAGCACCUGGUUUCUCAGUCUUCUCUGUAUCUGGACAGUCAUUGGGAUAAAGGCAUCUAUUAGAGAGUGGGUGCUAAUUGACCAUUGUAAAAUCAAUACAGCACCACUAAUAUAUAUAUAUAUAUAUAUAUAUAUAUAUAUAUAUAUAUAUAUAUAUAUAUAUAUAUAUAUAUAUAUAUAUAUACACACACACACACACGACUGUGAUACAGUAUUUGUCAAAUACUUCACUUGAAUCUUUUUUAAGCGGUUGAAUCCUGAUCAUGGACUUUUCAAUGUGAGUAAGGGCUGACAGUUAAGACUGCUAUAUCGAGUAUAUGCGGUAUUCAAGUGUUUGUUGUUUUUUUUUUUUGUUUUGUUUUUUUUAAAUCCUCUGUCCAGUGAUAUUAAACCACCUUUUUUCACUUGACCAACUUUUAGGGUCAGAGUUACAUAUGUGCUGAAGGUGGUACUCGUUGAUGAUGCUUUUUGUUUUUGCAAACUUAUGUUCUAAAGGGGAUUUUUUUGUUUUGUUUUAAUGUUAAUUGUGGGUAAUGUGAGUGUCUCUUUUUAGGUCUAAACAGAGGUGGAUCUUCAUUCCAAAACUUGUAAACCUGUCCUAUUGCAGACCAUUUUCCAAAGGUUUAUUUUUAUUGUGUCAGUUGAUGUUAAUGAGAUGGUCAAUAAAUCACCUUUUGGGAAGGAAAAAAACAGCAUGAUUAAUGAUGAGUUAAAAGAUGCACUUGUUAUGUAAAUCUUGAAAGACUGUGGCAAGACUUACCUCAAAUGCGUUUUUACCCCAAAUUUACCACCAGUGCAGAACAACUACAAAGGAUAUUCAUUUUACUUCACAAAAUGGGUGCUGCACAUUCGAAAAAGAUUAAAUAAUUAGGGCAAUUCUACUUGUGACUUUUUGCUCAUUAAAAUCAUUUGCAUUUGGAUAUUUACCUAUUCAGGUAUACCCAGAUAAUCAUUAAGCAAAUGGUCUGAGGUGGAGUAACACUGUCAGUACAUGUUGCAUAGAUCAUUGCAAACAAGAAACUGUUUCCCAACAUGUUUUCAGAGCCACUGGAGAAUCCUUGUAUGUCAAGUUCUAGUGAGUGGAAUAUUUUGAAUGCAGUAUGUACUGUGUAUAUUGUAAACAUAAGAAAUGUCAUUACAGUUUUAAAAAAUGUUGUGUGAAGAUCUGUAUCAUAUGAAAAAGGGGGCUAGUCACAAUGGUCUUACUACUAAGAAAUAGAUUUGUAAUACUUUGGUUAGUGCUCCUUUUAACCCACUCCAUUAUCCCUUGUAUCCCAUCUAGUAAAAGUACUCCUGCAUGGAGUGAGUAAUGAGAGUGUGGUUCUAAUCCCAUUCUUGCUGAUCUUGGCAAGCGAUUGUUUUGUAUAAACAGUACCCAAAGGGGUCAUCUGUUAUUAUUCUUGUCUUGCGUGAAGACAUUCCAGAUUUGUUUGUGUUCUAAUAUAUUUGGAACAGAUGAAAUAUUGCAGGUGUUUUUUUUGUUUUUUUUUUCCUAAUGUUUAGACAGUUUGCUACACUUUAGUAAUUUUCUUUUAAAAUAAAAAAAACAAUCCUCCAAAUCUACAAAACUCUAAUUGAGCAGAAUUUGAACGUUACAUCUGAAAUGUUAGCAUCGUACUGUGCAGUACACACCUCUGCCAACACAAUACAUAUUUGCUGGUUGCAGUGAAACCAAAAUAGAUUUGUAUCCAUGCAAACUAGAGUUGUAGAGUGAUGGCACAGGCUGUGAGGGCAAGUCCGCUUCCCUGCCUCGGUCGAGACUCUCCAGUCCUGGCUGUGCUAGAAGCUGACGGGUGUCCUGGGGGUACUUCCCAACCUGUUUUCACAAGUCUGUGUAGGAGGAACCUCCAGGGAGAGAGGGCAGGGACAGCAGCCUGUUUUCACAAAUCUGUGUAGGAGGAACCUCCAGGGAGAGAGGGCAGGGACAGAUGCACUGAUCUAUCGGACAGUCUCUCAGCAGCUUGUACAGACUUUCUGCUUCCACCUGCAAAUCAAGAAUGGUGUUUCCCAUUACCUGGCUUGGAGCUCGAGAUUGCAAAUCCUGGCACUGAACUGCUUUCCUCAUUCCAUAUGAUAAUAUGACCAUCCAUUCAAACAUACAGUAAAAGCUGUAACAGAUAUUAUCUCUUCAAAGAUUAGUUACUUUUCUUUAACCUUUUUAAUCAGGUCUGUUAACAAUAAAUUCUGCCCCGUUUGCCUUUAAAGUCUGUAUAGACGUAGGGGUUCUUUGGGUUGGUUUCACAGUCAUGGUUCAAAUCCCACAUGCACGGAACUGCCUAUAUUGAUUGUGGGCCUGCAGUUGUGUUUUAGUAGAUAAUUGUAAUAAAUGUAACUAUUAGAGCCACAGGAAAUACAGUAGCUUAGUUGAGGGGUUCUUCAUAGUCUGCUGAAAAGAAAUAAAGGACAGUGACAAAAUGUUUCUCACAAUGGUUUGUUUUAAAAACAAUGUAUGUAGUGUAUCAAACAUUUUUAAUAACACUAUGUAACACAAUUUUUG